Molecule: messenger RNA, 623 nt
Organism: Radiomyces spectabilis
Lineage: Eukaryota; Fungi; Mucoromycota; Mucoromycetes; Mucorales; Radiomycetaceae
Exons: 3
Coding region: 27-623 (198 amino acids)
Biological process (GO): translational elongation
Cellular component (GO): cytosol; eukaryotic translation elongation factor 1 complex
Molecular function (GO): guanyl-nucleotide exchange factor activity; translation elongation factor activity
Source: RefSeq, a predicted model, not a curated record
CGAACUCUUUCCUUCAUCCGAAAAAAAUGUCUGUCACUCUUGAACUUCCCUUGGCUCUUCACAUUCUCGACGGUUUCCUUGCCGAAAACAAAUACGUUGAAUCUGCCAGCGCCACCGCUGCUGAUUCCGCCGUCGCCAAGGCUUUGGGUUCUGCCCCCUCUGCUGAAUUCGCCAACGUUGCCAAGUGGUACGCUGAAGUGAACAAGUCUUCUGCACCCGCUGCUGCUGAUGAAGAUGAGGACGACAUUGACCUCUUCGGUUCCGACGACGAGGACGUUGAUGAGGAAGCUGAGAAGAUCAAGGCUCAGCGUAUUGCUGAAUACAAUGCCAAGAAGGCCGCUAAGCCCAAGCCUAUUGCCAAGACCACCGUUACUCUCGAAGUCAAGCCUUGGGAUGACGAGACUGAUAUGGAAGCCUUGACUCAGGGUGUCCGUGAUAUCCAGAUGGAUGGUCUUUUGUGGGGUGGUUCCCAGCUCGUUGCUAUCGGUUUCGGUAUCAAGAAGCUCCAGAUCAACUGUGUUGUUGAAGAUGACAAGGUCUUGUUGGAUGACUUGACCGACAAGAUCCUCGAACUGGAAGACUUUGUCCAAUCCGUUGAUGUCGCUGCUAUGCAGAAGAUCUAA